GCGGCAGAUGUCGACCGAAGGAGUCGUCGGUGCGAGCGCCGAGAGCGCUUCGCCCGCGCCUCCCCUUAUCCUUAUCACCUUAUCAGUCCUUAUCAGUUACUCAUCGCGAAACCGAUCGCGUUUCGGUUUAAUAUAACUGCAAAUACCAGUGAUUAGUUCGAAACCGAUCAUGAUCGACAGAUUUUUUGUGAUCGCAUUGUUUAACUUGUGCAGUUUCUUUACUGUCGGAUAUGUAAGCGGUCAAGCUCAAGAACAGCUAUUAAACAAGUUGGCAUGCAUUCAAAACGUAGAGUGUGGACCAUGUCUCUCCGCCGCCAGCCACUGUCGCUGGUGCGCGGACCCCUACUACAGUCCAACUGCUCCGCGAUGCAAUGACGAUUCAAGUCUGGUAGCCACGGGAUGCGGUCAGGGUAUGAUUCAACGUCCUAUCAAACCAGUAUGGGAAGUGGCCGAAAAUCGCUCGCUCCAAGAUAUGUUGCUCGACAGUCAUGAAGCAGUUGUGCAAAUACAGCCGCAAAAAAUAAAGCUUUCGUUGAAACCCCGCGAAACAAGAAAAAUAAAAUUUUCAUUCAGACCUGCCAAAAAUUACCCUUUAGAUUUGUAUUACUUAAUGGAUCUCACAUGGUCAAUGAAGGACGACAAAGAAACCUUGGUGUCCCUAAGAGAUGACCUGCCAGCUUUAUUGAAGAAUUUAACAGAUAAUUUUAGAAUAGGAUUUGGUGCCUUUGCCGAGAAACCAGUGAUGCCAUUUAUAAGUGUCGACCCACGAAGACGUGCGAAUCCUUGUACCGUGGAGGAGGUGGCGUGUGAGGCAACCUACAGCUAUAAACAUCAUUUAACGCUAACAAAUCAGGUAAACGAAUUUAUUGAAAAGGUUAACAAGAGUUCAGUGACAGCAAACUUAGACAACGCUGAAGCGCAAUUAGAUGCUCUCGUGCAAGCAAUAACAUGUGAUAAGGAAGUCGGUUGGUCUCCCCACAGCCGAAAAAUAAUUAUCUUGCUCUCAGAUGGACUCUUCCACACAGCGGGUGACGGAAGACUAGGUGGUGCUUCCUUAAAAAGCGAUGAACAAUGCCAUCUAGAUAAAAAUGGUUAUUAUUCCGAAGCCGCUGUGUACGAUUAUCCGUCGAUAGCACAAGUAUACCGACUGCUAGAUAAAUACAAGGUGAAUGUAAUUUUCGCGGUUACAGAAAAUGUGAAGGACCAUUACGACAGCCUUCACGAGCUGUUGAUUGACUUCACCUACGUAGCUAAAUUGGAGAGCGACAGUUCGAACAUUCUCAAGCUAGUCAAGAUGGGUUAUGAAGAUAUCGUGAGCGUCGUUAAUUUUGAGGAUGACUCCAGUUCCGGCCCUAUAAAGGUUAAAUAUUUCACCGACUGCGGAGUGAAAGGGGGGUCACUGAUAGAAGCGAAGCGGUGUACCGGCGUUGAAUAUGGCAUGACGCUUAAUUACGAGGCCCAUGUCAGUUUGGAAUCUUGUCCGGAAUACAAAAUGAUGCAUCAAACGAUAAAAAUAUCUGAGAGUCAACUGGGCCAGGACACUCUCACCUUAGAUAUAGAUAUCCAGUGUGGAUGUAUGUGUGAGAGCGACAAGCAGAAGGACAUGGUUCUUACCUGUCCGAGGAACUCUCAUCUUGUUUGCGGUGUUUGUCAAUGUAAUAAAGGAUGGUCUGGUCCAUUAUGCGACUGCUCCAUAGAAGACGAGAACAAGUCUGCUGAACUGCAGGCUCAGUGUCGCGAACCGAACGCGACGCGCUCCCUCGUCUGCUCCGGAGCAGGAGACUGUAUGUGCGGCCAGUGCGAGUGCGACCGCGGGUACAGCGGGCGGUACUGCCAGUGUAAGGAGUGUGUGAUUAGUAGAGAGAACGGUCUCGAAUGCGGCGGGAUAGAACACGGCGUGUGCGUGUGCGGUACGUGCGCAUGCGCAGACGGCUGGGGCGGGGCCGCGUGCGACUGCUCCGCCAGCACGGACGCCUGCGUCGCGCCCGCCUCCAGCGACGUGUGCUCCGGACACGGGGAGUGUGUUUGCGGUCAAUGCCAGUGUUCCACUGCCAACGAAGAUGGACUUGUAUAUUCUGGACUGUUUUGUGAAACAUGUGCAACUUGUGAAAACCCUCUCUGUGCUAAUGCAGAGCCUUGUGUGUUGUGCCAUUUGAAUAGCAGUUGCACUGAUCUUUGUGCAAUUGGAACCGUCAAUUAUACUGUUAGUGAGAGGCUCAAUGAAGAAACCUCAAACAGCGAUGACACGUCAUGCAUAUUACGACGUCAGGAAGAAGGCCUCGAGUGCGAGUACAGGUACACGUACAAGGCUGCUAUUAAAUCCAUGAUAGCGAUGGAGAUCAUAAUCAGGAGCAAGGAAUGCUCACAACCAACAAGCGCUAAGAUCAUGACGACAUCGCUCAUAAUAAUGGCGUGCGUUGUAGCUGCUGGUAUUAUAUUUAUAUUCUUUAUUAAAUGUGCACAAGUUGUAUCCGAUAGACGCGCAUACGCCAAGUUUUUGCAGGAAGCGCAAGAGAGCAGAAAGAAUACAAGAAUGCAAGAACUGAAUCCUCUGUACAAAUCUCCCAUCUCAGAAUUCCAAUUACCGGAGUCAUAUCCGAGAGAUCGACACGAUUUAUAA
Melitaea cinxia (Glanville fritillary) is the source of this 2620-nucleotide messenger RNA. RefSeq names its product integrin beta-nu-like. Gene Ontology annotation, molecular function: integrin binding. Gene Ontology annotation, cellular component: focal adhesion; cell surface; integrin complex. Gene Ontology annotation, biological process: cell adhesion mediated by integrin; integrin-mediated signaling pathway; cell-matrix adhesion. Lineage: Eukaryota; Metazoa; Arthropoda; Insecta; Lepidoptera; Nymphalidae. The transcript is spliced from 13 exons. The coding region runs from base 170 to 2620 and encodes 816 amino acids. The record is from RefSeq and is a predicted model, not a curated record.